Molecule: messenger RNA, 2189 nt
Organism: Centruroides sculpturatus (bark scorpion)
Lineage: Eukaryota; Metazoa; Arthropoda; Arachnida; Scorpiones; Buthidae
Product: actin-related protein 8-like
Exons: 13
Coding region: 327-2033 (568 amino acids)
Biological process (GO): double-strand break repair; regulation of DNA-templated transcription
Cellular component (GO): Ino80 complex
Source: RefSeq, a predicted model, not a curated record
UCUAGUUUCAAGAACUCUCUUGAGUCGAUCGCGAUUGAACCUCGUUUUAGUCUAGAUUGAAACGGUCGAGAGAGGUCGCAACACGGCAUAGUCGCCGUCCUUGGUCGCAAUCUAGAUCGAAAUGCUCGGUGCGAACCAAGGUCUUAGGUGCGAACGGGGUAUAACACAUAUUAGCAUCGAUAGGAGUAUAAUUCUUUUGCGGAUAAAUGUGAUUCUGGUUAGAGGGCGCUUCGUCGGUGUUUCAUAUGGUUGAUCUGUCAGUGUCGUGGUAUGGAAUGUUGACUGGCAAUUCUGUUUCAUUUAAAAAAUAAUACGUUUGUUUAAUCAUGGCUCCGGGAAUGAUUAAAAAACCUUAUCCAGAAAGUACUGAGCCAAUUCAAGCUUCAGCUGUGAUUGUAAUUCAUCCAGGAUCAUUAUUUCUACGUUUGGGUCGAGCUUCGGAUACUUACCCUCAUAUCUUACCUCAUGUCAUUGCUAGACGAGGGAGACGUGGCAACUAUGAAGAUUCUUUCUUGGUACCUGUGAUAAAAAUGGAUCCUGAAACAACGGCAUCCAUGGUUGAAACACAAAAUGUAAUUACAAAUUUACUAGCUUCUUGUCUGACAUCAGAAGGAAGAGUUCGUUAUGCAAUAUCAUCUGCAAAGAUAAGAGAAGCAAACAAUGAGGUCAAACCAGAAAUCUUGCAUGGAAGUUGUGAUCUUCAUUGGACAAAAGUUGAUCCUUCACAGGAGUAUGUUGUUGGAGAAGAUGUUUUAUAUUUAAAUCCUGCAGAAAAUUUCCACAUUCAUUGGCCAAUGAAAAGAGGAAAAUUAAAUAUUCAUUCCCAAAUUGGUGGAUCUUUGACAUCAGUAUUAGCUGAUAUAGAGACAAUUUGGGGAACUGCCAUUCAACAAUAUUUAGAAAUACCUCUUAAAGAUUUGAAACAUUACAGAGCAGUAUUAGUUGUAUCUGAUAUUUAUAUCAGACAGCAUGUGAAAGAAAUAGUCAACUUACUGCUCACAAAACUUAAGUUUGGUGGCUGCUUCAUUCAUUUAGAAUCAGUCUGUGCUACAUUUGGUGCUGGUCUUAGUUAUGCUUGUGUUGUUGAUGUUGGUGAUCAAAAAACUUCAGUAGCUUGUGUGGAGGAUGGUAUUUCACAUAGAAAUACAAGAUUGUGUAUGGAAUAUGGAGGGAGUGAUAUAACACAAUUAUUCUAUUGGCUUUUUAAAAAAUGUGGAUUUCCUUAUAAAGAAUGUUCUCCCUUCAGAACUACAGAUGCUUUAUUAUUGCAGGAAUUAAAGGAGAGUAUGUGUCAUGUAAAUCUGGAUAUAUGUGGUGCUCAAGAACGAUCCUUUCAAGUGAAAAGGCCUAAUUCUCCUAUACGUCAAUAUACAGUAAAAAUAGGAGAUGAAUGUUUAGUAGCACCAUUAGUUCUUUUUCAUCCAGAAUUAUUUGGUUUAACUGGACCAAAAUGCACUAGAACCCAGCAACGAUAUGAAGGAGAUGCAGAAGAUCCACAUGAUGGGAAUUAUUUGGUACAGACUCAGAGAAGAGGCAAUAGAGAGGCAACUGAUGGAGCACAAGCAUUAGAUCUAAGUUCACAAAUAGAAGACUGUCCACUUAGUCAGGCAGUUCUUGAUGAAGAUGUAGAACAGACAGAGCCACCACCUACUAAAGAUGUUGAGCAAGAAAUUCAGUGUGAUCAACUUCUUGGUAUUGAUCAGGCUAUUAUUCAAAGCAUUGAAAGAUGUGACUCGGAAGAAAUGAAGAGGAAGAUGUACAGUUGUAUACUAGUAGUUGGUGGUGGAAUGCUGUUUUCUGGUAUUCAUACUUGGUUACAGAAUCGACUUUCAGUGCAGAUUCCAAUCAUCUAUCGUGGAGAAGAAAUAGACAUUAUAACUAGACCCAAAGAUAUGGAUCCACGUGUUACAACUUGGAAAGGUGCAGCAGUGAUGAGCUGUUUAGAUACUGCCCAAGAAUUGUGGAUUCAUCAACAAGAAUGGUUACGAUAUGGUGUUAGAUUGUUAAGAGAAAGAGCACCAUUUACAUGGUGAUUAAUUCUUUAUAAUAGAUUAUUAUUUAUUGUGACUUUUUUAAUUAAAAUAUAAAAAAUUUUAACUUGUCUGCUCAUUUAAUGUAUAACUUAAGAAUUUUUAGUCUUACUUUUUCUAAAUAUCAAACAAAGUAAAUAUGUUUUAUAUAUAUUUCUA